This is a messenger RNA of Vigna unguiculata (cowpea), 768 nucleotides long. RefSeq names its product potassium transporter. Gene Ontology annotation, cellular component: nucleus. Lineage: Eukaryota; Viridiplantae; Streptophyta; Magnoliopsida; Fabales; Fabaceae. Gene Ontology annotation, molecular function: zinc ion binding; DNA binding. The record is from RefSeq and is a predicted model, not a curated record. Gene Ontology annotation, biological process: chloroplast organization; positive regulation of DNA-templated transcription.
CAAAUUGACAACCCUGUGUGGCUACAAUUUCGUGGCACCAAAACUUAGAAAAACAAACACUUCUUUGCAUAUAAAUAAUAAGUGCAGGAGCAUGGUUGAGAAUCAAAAGAAGCUAAAAUGGGACUAGGGACUCUGCCAUUGACCCCUUCUUAUACCAGUUUUUCUCCAAACUCAGGACUUAUCCAUGACACUGUUGAUUGCAGCAGAGUGAACAGAAGCAUAAAGUUCAGAGUUUCAGCCAAACAAGAGAAGCAAGAACCCAGUAAGAAAAAGCAAUCUUUGUUCAGCAGUGUGACUGAGGCUCUUGAUUUUUCCCAAGUGAGAUCUGCAGAGGAUGCUCAGCUCAUAGAAGAGGCCAGAGAAGCCACAAGAUCAGGAGAAAGGAUGAGCAGAGAACAGUAUGGAGCUCUUAGAAGGAAAAUUGGUGGCACAUACAAGGAUUUUUUCAAGUCCUAUGUUGAAGUGGAUGGAGCAUAUGUUGAAGAAGGGUGGGUUGACAAAACAUGCAAGGUUUGCAAAAAGGACACCAGAGGAGAGGAAAGGCAAGUGGACAACUUUGGAAGAUAUGCUCAUGUUGCAUGUUUAGAGAAGUCCAAAUCAGGGAACUUUUUUACCAGAUUGUUCUCUUCUUAAACAACACAUUUUCUCAUAUACUAUUAUAAACUUUCUGUUAUUCAUCCAAUCAUCACAUUAGAUAUUCAGCUUCUAUCUAUCUCAGGGCUUUAUCAUCACAGCAAAACAAAGAUUAAUAUCAUUGCCUCUUCAACA